AUGAGUACAUCAAAUAAAGACUUUUUCAAACGAUUUAUAUCUGUCCCAGUUAAGGACAAGCCACUUUCAGGAUAUACAUCGUCAUCAACGGAAAUAAUUGAAAUUAGUAUAAACGAGUGUGGAACUCGAUUGGUUGCAUCUCGAACUGAUAAAUCUAUUCGAAUAUGGAAAUGUACCAGUGACAGAUUAUUGGAUCCGAUAAUCAUAGAAGAUGCACAUAAUAGAUCGGUUGAAUGUAUAAGUUGGGACCCAAAAACUGAAUAUACGUUUGCAACUGUGGGUCGUGAUGAGUGUAUAAAAAUAUGGCGAGGAAAUACUGGUACUUUAGAGCGAACAAUUAAAAUUGCUGCCGGUGCUUCUUUAAAAUUGGUCCGUUAUUCUUAUGACGGGGAAUUGUUACUUGCUGUUGAUCGCGAAUCUAAUGUGUAUGUGUAUUCAGCCGGACAAAACUAUAAAUUGGUGAAUGAGUUUCAAGUGCUGGAAUAUGUAUACGAUCUUAGAUGGUUUAAUUCUAAACACAAGUUUUUUAUAUGCGCAUUGCAUGAUGGAACCUUGCCUGUGUAUGAAGUGAGUGAAGAUGGCACCGAAUCUAAAUUGAGAACUACGUUGACUGGGCAUCGAUCUUCGGCUACAACCGUAUCUAUUCUGCCGCGAGGAAACUACAUUGCCGUUGGAGCAAGCGAAGGAGUAGUUAGUAUCUGGGAUUGUUCAACUAUGCUUAACGAAAAGGUAUUGACCUCUAUUGACGAGUCGGUGGCACAUAUUGACAGCAGCAGAGAUGGUGCAUAUGUGGCAGUGUCCUAUGAUAGUGGGUCUAAUUCUAUGGUAUACGAGUCGGACAGUGGAGAACUCGUAUAUGAAAUACCAAACAGUAUGUCGGGGCAGACUACAUUUUCUAAGGUUUGUUGGUUUCCAAAUAAAACUGCGUUUGCAUACAGUAGUGAUCUCGGUACGACAUUGGUUUACAUGAAGAAGUCCGAUAGAAUAGGGGGAGGAAGAAAACUAAAGUAA
Messenger RNA from Spathaspora passalidarum NRRL Y-27907, 1011 nucleotides. RefSeq lists its product as uncharacterized. NCBI's taxonomy places the organism in Eukaryota, Fungi, Ascomycota, Pichiomycetes, Serinales, Debaryomycetaceae. The record is from RefSeq and is a predicted model, not a curated record. The transcript has a single exon. The coding region runs from base 1 to 1011 and encodes 336 amino acids. Gene Ontology annotation, cellular component: THO complex part of transcription export complex. Gene Ontology annotation, molecular function: protein binding. Gene Ontology annotation, biological process: mRNA export from nucleus.